AAAAAUAGUUUUAAAAUGUGUUGAAAAAACCAUAUUAAGUGUUUGAGAGUUAAUUUAUGUUCUGAAAAGAAAAAUUUUGAAAUGGAGGAACAUAUUUUUAUCACUUUUAAAGUGUUUUUCGAAGUUUAAAAGGGAAGAAAUCUAAUGACGAUUGUAUGUUUGUAGAGGUUUCUACUGUAUUUGUAGUUUGUUGUUCCACUCUGUCUAUGGUAUGGCUUUGAAAUUUCAAAAGUUGGAAGAAGAUUAUCUUUCUUUACUUUCAGAGUUUAAUACUUUGAAAGUCAAGCUGGAAUGUAAAACAGAUUCCUUGUUGAUCUUAGGACAUGAAUUAGAGCAAUGCCAGUCCGAGAAAGAUCAGUAUAAACUCAUGGCCGACCAACUUAGAGAAAGAUAUAGUGCCUUGAAACGAAGAGUUGAAGGAUGGGGUCCAUCUUUGUUAGGUGUCUAUGAUGUUGAUGGUUUGAAAUGUGAUAGAGAAAAAAGUCUGGCCCAUUUGUUAUGUGAGUUAAAAGACCAAAAUAAAGCUUUGAAAUUUAAAACAGAAAAUUUGAAACUUCAACUAGAUGAUGCUUAUGGAGACAUCAAGUUACUGAGGGAAGAAUUGUCUAAGCAUCAAGCUGAUUCUCUAAGGGAGACUUUAUCUGAAAAUUUUCUUUCUCUUAAUGAAAAGGAAGCUUUGAUAAAACAACUAGAAACUCAAAAUUUAAAGUGCAAACAAUUAACACAAGAUUUACAAGCUGUGUUAGAUGAAAAAGAGGAAUUGGUUACUGCUAGAGACCAAUAUCGACAUAAAUAUGAGAGACUAAAUCAACAAUUAAAUUAUAUCUUGAGAGGUGAUCAGCAAACAUUAAUUGAUAUUGAUGGUGUUUUAUUGGAAAAUAAAUAUCUUCAAGAAAGAAUAAAACAAGUAGAAGAAGAAAAGGCUGUAAUGGCAUCAUCCCUUGCUAAGUGCAAAGCCCUUUUGGAGAAAAAGCGUGCAAAAGGUGGAAUGAGAAGUACUAUUGCCUCAGGAUUGGCUGUAAGUGCUAAACAAGUGGAACAAUUAUUACAGAAUAAACCUUUUCUUGAUUUGAUGAAUAAGUCCUCAAAUGCUACUGAAUUUCGCAAUUUAGUUAUCACCUUGUUAGAAGCAUUGAGUGACAAGAGCAUUGCUCUUUCUCAUCAAAAGAAAACGAAUAAAAUUCUUGGGAAUAGAGUUAAGGAACUCCAAGAAAAAAUAAAAUCGAUGGAAGUUUCCUCAUUGUGGAGAGUUCCUGACCCUACACAACUAUCCCUUUUGUUUCAUGACUGUGAACAUGACAACUAUCGUUCUGCUGAGAAAAGCUCCCCUCUUCAUUCCAUUCUCUCAUCGCUUGAUAAUGAGAGGAAAGAGGAUUCUCCUGAAAUUAUACUGGAUGAUCAAAGCAUUAGAAGUGAUGAUCAGUGUUCAGUCUCAGAGCUGAGUGCAGAUCUGAGGACAAAUUCUGGAUUCAGUGAUUUGGACAUUUUACCUACUAAAGAUUAUUCAGUCAAAGAUCUGAAAUUUGAUAGACGUGAGAGCAUGAGCAGCUGCAGUCGUUACAGUGAUUCAAGGAACAGCUCAGCAUCUCCAUCACCUUUACAUACAUCUCGAACAUUACACAGCGAUUCAGAAAUAACGCCAAAGAAAUCUUUAACUAUGAGUCAGCUAUACAAAUCAACAUUCAAUAAAGAUCGUCAUCAGUGGUCAUCAUUAGAUGUUGAUGAUCUGCCACCUAAGCUACAAAAAUUUAUAGCUGCUGCAUUUGCUGAAAUAGAAGACAAGACGGACUGUGAUGAAACAAUUGUCAAAAGCCCACUUCAUAAAUUAAACCCACCAGCAAAAAGUAAUCCUAACUGUUGAUAAAUUGAGCUCUAGUUUCUCGAGUUAUUUAUAGCUCUUAGAGUCCGUUGGGGUUACCCGAAACACAGCGUAAAUGGAAAGGUACUGCAUGGGGUUUCUAAAACUAGACUAUGGAUGAUGACUGAACAACUUAGGAAGACAUUCAAGAGAGUUCCAAAUACAAGGUGAUGCAAAAGUAAUGUCAUAAUAUUUGAAUUGGCUUAAUUGUUCGAGCACAUGAAACACAACGACAGGGAAAACAACAGUGAAAUUCAUGUUGCCUUAAAACAACAGUCUUAAAAUUUGUCAAAUAAGCAGUAACAAUAAAUCCACGUUCUUGAGGUGUGUAUCCCUCCAUGGUUUGUUGAAAACUAAUUCUCUCACCACAUAUCUACAUCAUAAAUAUCAAAAUAGGGUGACAUUUGGCCCCAUCUGCAAAAGUGGCGGUCAAUUCAAAUUAUGACAUGACCUUUGAGCCACCCUGUAUUUCUAAACAACUGCAUAGGUGUCACCAUUAUUUGAAGCAGUAAGAAGCAAAGGGAUGCAAGUAGACAUUUUCUAACUUUAAGUUAAACACGUUUCAAGUUCUGGUCCUAGGUAGGCUUUCAUUGAUUUUUUUUUUCUAAAUCAUGCUGUUUAACUGCACCUACCAGAGCUACUAGCACUCUUGCCCCCAAGACAAAGGAGAGGCUCCCCUACCAUUUGUGCUUGUUAUCUCCAAAUUUUUAGUGUUGGCCCUUACAUCCCUUUGCUUCUCACUGCCUCCUUUGAAGAUGGUAUUGAAAACUGUUUACAAAAGAAUGUACAUUUUCUUCUGUGGUAGUUCAGAUCCUAGGUAGCUUUCAUUGAAAUCUUUUUCUAAUCAUGCUGUAUAGCAGCACCCCCGAGAGCUUCCAAUACCAUCUUUUGCUCUAAAACAGAGGAGAGGUUCUCCUACUAUUUCUGCUGAUUAUCUCCAAAUUUUUAAUUUUGGCACUUACAUCCCUUAGCUUCUCACUGCUUCAUAUGGCCCAUGGGCAGCAGGUUCAGUAAUGUUGCUCUGGAACUUAUUAACCAUCUGAGAUGAAUAAAUGCAUAUGUCACAAUUUUCUACCUGCAUCAACCUUGUAGGGAAGAAAAUUGCUAUUUCCAUUUGACCAAUCUUUGGCUUAAAGGAAAACAUCCUGAGGUAAAUGAAAUUGGACUUCAGUUGCUAACCACAGUAUCCACAAAGUCGAAUGUUUCAUGUAUAUUUAAUCUCUUUGGAUAUGUGAGUUAAGGGUGCCCCACCUCUCAAUUUACCUAAGAGAUAGGGAAAGAUCCCAAGUUAAAGCAUUGAUUUUUUUUCCAAUCACCUCAACUGACCCGACCCUACUUGGGUUUGAUACUACUUUCUUGUAUAAAUUACAUUCCUUUUUUUAAUUUUUACAAAAUUAGUUGUUCUUCAUUUGUUUAGAGCUUUGCCUAAUUAGACUUAUAUAUAAAGAAAGUUUUGUUACAGCAUUUUUUAAAAAUUUGUUUAUUGUAAAAUAUGAGAGAUUGGU
Molecule: messenger RNA, 3363 nt
Organism: Uloborus diversus
Lineage: Eukaryota; Metazoa; Arthropoda; Arachnida; Araneae; Uloboridae
Product: coiled-coil domain-containing protein 149-like
Exons: 12
Coding region: 212-1861 (549 amino acids)
Source: RefSeq, a predicted model, not a curated record